GCUGGCAUGGACUGAGCCUCAAAUACGAGAAAAUACCAGACGCGUGGCAGCCUUCCGCAUCGUCGCUUCAUACAAUUUUGUUUUGUUAUUCACUCUAGCCAACUUGGAAGGCUUUGUCAAUAUGAUUUCCUACCUUGCAGUUGUAGCGAUUCUGCUGGUCAGCUAUUAUGUCGCCAAAGCUAUAUGUUCUUCUGUCGUAGCGUAUCGCUUUAAACGGGCGCACGGCUGCCAACCCGAACACAAGCUCCCUCAAUCAGAGCGCAUCCUGGGCCUUGGUUUCUACUUCACUUUCCAUAAAACAGUACGCGAGAAGACUCGCAUUGCGGCGGGAAGAAAACGGUUUGCCGACAAUGGUCCAACAUUCUCCACCGUGAUGAUGGGAGUCAAAGUGCACAGCACCAUGGACCCUGAAAAUAUCAAGGCGGUUCUUGCGACAAACUUUAGCGAUUUUGGUAUCGGCCAGAGACUGCGCACGUUCGGCCCUCUGCUUGGAAAGGGCAUUUUCUCUACAGACGGCGCCGAGUGGAAACAUUCACGGGCGCUUAUCCGACCAAGCUUCACUCGCAGCCAAGUAGCAGAUCUCGAAAUCUUUGAGACCCAUGUGAAGCAUCUCAUCUCCAAAAUCCCGCGCGAUGGCUCCACCAUUGAUCUUCAGCCACUCUUCUUUCAGUUCACGCUCGACGCGGCCACCGAGUUUUUAUUUGGCGAGUCUGUCAACUCUCUUGGGAGCACAGAAGGGUCUCCUCAGCAUCGGUUUGGAGCCGCGUUUGACUAUGCCCAGGCAAAUUUGGGCCGCCAAGGUUGGAUUGACAAACUCACGUCCUUGUUUGUUGACUCGGAGUUUACCAAAGCUUGUAAAUUUGUCCAUGAAUUUGUCGAUCGCAUCAUUGACAACGAGCUGGCCAAGAAGACACCGGCAGAUCUGGAAAAGACGGCGACAUUUGACACACAAGAGAGGUAUAUCUUUCUUGAGGAGCUGAUCAGGCUCACACAGGACAAAAAGCAGCUUAGAGAUGAACUACUCAAUAUCCUUGUGGCCGGGAGAGACACGACCGCCAGUCUUCUAAGUCAUACAUUUCAUGUCUUGUCUCGUCGGCCGGACUUGUACAAGAAACUUGUCACAGAGGUGAGCGACUUGGAUGGGAAGAUUCCUACCUACGAAGAUAUCAAAUCCAUGGGAUAUUUGAAGAACCUUCUGCGAGAGUCUCUCCGCCUUUAUCCCGUCGUUCCUGGUAAUGCCCGGUUCGCCAACAAGGACACUACUCUGCCUCAUGGCGGCGGACCCGAUGGGCUCUCACCUAUAUAUAUCCCCAAAGGUGGAAUUGUCAACUAUAGUGUAUCUGCGAUGCAUAUUCGCCCGGAUAUUUACGGUCCUGACGCAACUGAGUUCCGACCAGAGCGGUGGAAUGCUGAGGAAGGACUGAAACCUGGUUGGGCAUAUCUUCCAUUCAACGGGGGACCUCGUAUUUGCGUAGGGCAGCAGUUUGCCCUCGUUGAAGCUAGUUACACUAUUGUGAGAAUGGUCCAGGAGUUUGGCAAAGUUGAAAAUCGAGAUGAGUUACCCUGGACGGAGAAGAUUGGACUCACGCUGUCCAUCGACACUGGAGUCAAGGUAGCCAUGAUUCCAGUGUAGCGCGCAACGUAAAUUGGCAACAUGUCGAGAGGAUGGGGACGGAGGUUUACAUUAGAGAAGAAUUGGUUGUGCUACCGACAUGUUUAUUUGAGAAAUUGAAUAUAUAAAGCCAACUAUGUACAAGUCUGUUCACAUUUGAUAAAACUGCAGCCAAAGGCUGUGUAUUUACUGGGCCGCAUGGGGGUGCUCCUUGUAAAACUCGGCCACCCACUUGCGGAAGUAUCCCAAGGUGCCAUCAAAAGCGGCCUUGCCUUCCGGAGUAGCACCAUUGGCCGAAAAGUAGUCGUUGCAAUGUCCGGCAUUCUUGAUGACGUAGACAGGAACCUCAUCUGUGCUUUGCAGAGCGCCUCCGGGGCGGCCUUCCCAAGACACAGUAGCGCCUCUCCAAGGGUCAAACUCACCAUUGAUCCAGACCAGACGAGUCGUGUUGACGUGGCGCCAGCCGCCGGUGUGCUUGUUUACGGUAUGGUAAGUACGUCCAGCCUUGAGACCAUACUGGUGUCCGUUCUUGUCGGGGAAGCUGUUGACGCAAAUCUCUUGGAUAUCGUCCUUCCAGGACCAAAGGCUAGACAGGAAGCCGGUAGUAUCGAAUCGACUCCAAGCUUGCCACCACUCAAAA
This is a messenger RNA of [Torrubiella] hemipterigena, 2252 nucleotides long. NCBI's taxonomy places the organism in Eukaryota, Fungi, Ascomycota, Sordariomycetes, Hypocreales, Clavicipitaceae. The record is from the annotation of a GenBank genome assembly.